UACUUAGUUUUUUCAGGCAUUUCAGCUGCUGAGAGGAAACGCUUUUAUACUCUGUCUAGGGCAUGGCGGUUGGUUUCGCUCUCUCUCUCUCUCUCUCUCUCUCUCUCUCUCUCUGUGAUUUAUCCUCAAGACACUACAGAAGUACACUGAAGCCCUAGCCAACGCCCCGCACACUCUCACGCGCUUAGUUUUGAGGUUCCUGUCUUCAACUGCUGCUCCGACACUCAGGAAGUUCACCAAGAAGUUACAAGCUGCGAAAACAUCUGGAGGAUGGCAGCAGAAAUGGAGGGAAGCUCUUCCGGAGGCUGUUUGGAGAAACUGACGAGCUAUGUGCGGACUCGGAAAGGAACCAUCCUGGCCGCUGAAAUAAUCCUCGGUUUCAUCAUCCUUAUCUGCUAUGCCAUGUCUAUAUAUGGAGGGUAUACAGCGGUCGCCAUCUGUGAGACGGUCGUUGCCACCGUCUUUUUCGUUGUCUUCAUGUUGGAGCUGGACAAACAGUUUCGGGUGGUGCACUGGAUCUGGAGCGAUCUCAUCCGCGCUGUAAUCGGUGCAGCACUUUAUCUCAUAACCUCUCUGAUCUGUGUGUUCAGGGGGCAUGGAGACGGGGCUCUCAUCACUGGUGGGGUGUUUGGUCUGGUGGCUGGGGUCUUGUAUGCUUAUGAUGCCUACACGAUUUACUUGGUCCUCAAGAGCAGCAGAGAGAAUACAGCUGCUCCCACAGAUAUCACAGUUUGAAACUACUUUCUCACUACAACAUUAACAGCAAGCAAAACAUGCAGAACAAGUCUACAAAUGGCAAAAGGAGUGAAUUCCUGAGAGUUAUCGUGAGAGAUGAAGACCAGAGGAAACGUCACACGGCAAAAGAGGUUCAUGUACAAGGGAUUGAAAAUAAAGGCAUUCAAAGAUUCAUUCCGUCAUCUCGGUCAGGCGGCUUUCAGUAGCACACAUUGUGUGUUGGCUUGGUCGGUUCUCACAACAUUUGAUAACAUCUGAUCAAUCUGACAACAUGAAUACAGUGUUCAGAAGAGCUUCCCAUUCUUUACUAGAGAAAGACACAUUUUGACCAAGUCAUUAUUAGUAAAUUGUGUUGGAGAACUUGAUUUCAUUUAGUCUGGUGCUGUUUUUUUUAUAACAUUUCACCUAAUUUUUAGUAACUAUUGAUUGUUCUUGUGUUUUGUGCUUAAAUUGAGAAGUUGUAGUUGUAUAAGGUUAAUCAAAAAGGAUUUAAGUCGGAUGUUUUCAACUCAAUAAAAAUUGUUUUUUAGAAGUCAUAGAGGAUAGAUUUUUUUCUCCUACUUGAAAACCAUUUAUAACGUAUAAUUAGUUUUUUUUUGUUUUUUACCAUUUAAAACUUAUAUAUACCAGUUAGCUGAAGACAGUUGGCCUGUUUUUCCUCUCAUGUCUGUAUUGUUUUUGUGACCUCACCUCUACCCCAGUGAUUUCCUGAAAACAUUUAUUUGUGAGAUGAUCAGAAAUGCCAUCACGUCUGUAAAAAAAUAUUAACUCAUGAUACUCUGCUCUUUUCAAACAGACAUUUGUUUUGUUCUGUGUUUACAGCACGAGAUUUAAUUAUGUAGGGUGUAUGUCUUUAAAAUGGUGUUGGUGGUAUUUCGAUUACAUUUAAUAAAAUGCUGUUAUAACGUUUCCAACUA
Molecule: messenger RNA, 1652 nt
Organism: Carassius auratus (goldfish)
Lineage: Eukaryota; Metazoa; Chordata; Actinopteri; Cypriniformes; Cyprinidae
Product: proteolipid protein 2
Exons: 6
Coding region: 271-735 (154 amino acids)
Cellular component (GO): membrane
Source: RefSeq, a predicted model, not a curated record